Molecule: messenger RNA, 273 nt
Organism: Necator americanus (New World hookworm)
Lineage: Eukaryota; Metazoa; Nematoda; Chromadorea; Rhabditida; Ancylostomatidae
Exons: 1
Coding region: 1-273 (90 amino acids)
Source: RefSeq, a predicted model, not a curated record
AUGGUUCUUGCCUUGAAAACAAAAAUCACACGAGAAGUGGCUGAUAGAGUUGAAGCUGAAAAGAGGGGUCGCAGUAUUGUGAUCAGUGGCUUAGCGGAAAUGGGUGCUGAUAGAUCUUUGAUAGAAAGACAGAGGGACCUGGAAGAAAAAGUGGCCAAUGUCCUUGACGCGCUGGAGCUUGACUGCCUGCCUGAAGUAGCUUAUCGGUUGGGAAAGUUCAACGGUAACAAGCCGCGUCUUGUUAAAGUUGGACUCCCUUCUCGCUCCCACUAG